CUGCCACUCUGUCCUCCUUGGGUUUCAAUUCCAAACAUGGUUAUCCUUCUAGGGCCCUAUCGACUCCCCCCCUCGCCUCCCUUAUCCCUUUCUCUUCCAGCUGGUGGCUCUACGGUGCAGGCCAGAGGGUGAGAAAAAGAGACAGAAAAGCACAGCAAGAAAGACUACGGGAAAACUUGGAAGGGAAAGACGGGAGAAACCAGAGGAGAGAGGAAGGGACGCAUGAUGAGAGGAGAAGAAACAGAGGAAACCCAUUCCAGCGGUGUUUCUGCAACAAAUAGAGUCGUGAUAACAUCUUCAUGGUGAAGAAUUUUCUGCCGCUGCACGCCAAGGGAACAAGCAAUUACCUCUGACAUUUUUGGUCAGUAUCAGGCUGUUUAUUUUUAAUCAAGCUGUAAUCCAAACAGAUGAUCUAGUAAUAGGACAGAAACAGCACUUAGUUUGAGUGGAAAACAAGUCUUAUUGGUCCCUUCUUAAAAAAAAAACCACAAAACAAACAAACUUUGCUUUGUGCUCCAAGAACCUUUCCAGAACUUAUUCGAAAAGAUUUAAACAUGAGUGCAGACAACUCUAGCCUGCUGGACAGCCUGCUCUUUCCCCCUCUCUGCGAUGGCUGGAGCAACAACACAGAGGGAGCCAUCUACCAGUUGGGUAACACCAUCCUGUUUCUGGGCUACAUGGGAGGAAGCGGGGCCUACGGGUGCCUCUUCAUCUUCGGCUUCCUUUGUCCCGGUUUCCUGUGUCUUCUUCUGUGGGGAUUGCUUACAGUGUGCGGCCUGGAUGUCUUCACCUGGAACCUGCUUCUACUGCUGGUCUGCUUGCUUCAGCUCUGUCACCUCCUUUACCGGCUGCACCAGGAGGGCAUACGAGGUGAGGAGCUGGCCUCCCUCUACCAGGCGGUCUACCUGCCCCUGGGCGUGCCUGUCCAGGUGUUCAAGGAGAUUGCAAAGGCUUUUGAGAACAAGGUGCUGGAGCUGAAAGCAGGAGAGACUUAUGCUGUGGAGGGAAAGACCCCCAUUGACCGGCUCUCCUUUCUGCUUUCUGGAAGGAUCAACGUGUCUUUGGAGGGCCAGUUUCUGCAUUACAUCCACCGACACCAGUUCCUCGACUCUCCCGAGUGGGAGUCUCUUAGACCAAACGAGGAGGGAAAGUUCCAGGUGACCCUGACAGCAGAGGAAGAUUCCCGUUACAUCUCAUGGCGUCGCCGCCGCCUCUACAUGGUGAUAUCAAAGGAUCGCUACAUCGCCCGUCUCUUCUCUGUAAUGCUGGGACACGACAUUGCUGAAAAGCUCUACAACCUCAACAACAAGCUCUACAUCAAAAGUGGCGUGUUGUUGGACAUCCGCCUGCCAAGCCUCUACCACGUGCUGGCUCCUGCCUCGCAGGGCAGUGAGGGUGGCAGCGGUAGUGAUGGAGGCCCUGCCAGGGAGCAACAAACUGAACAGCAGUGCCAAGACCCAGAGCUCACCUACCAGAUGCCUGACAGAUCUAAACCUCAGCCUCUCCAGCCCAAACCUCAGGGACCAAUGAAGACAGCCGUGGAAGAACCCUUGCAUGACCCUUAUCACCCUUCCUGGGCGUCUGACCCGGAGCUGCCCAUCGGAGGUGAUGGGAAUCUACCACCUCGAUUCCAGAGGGUCAGAGCGCCGCUGGCUCCCACUGAAACCCCUAAACUGUGAGACGUCUCUCCUGGAAAAACUACCAUACCAUCUCCUCCUCUUUCUCUGUUCCUGUUCUUCAGUUCAGAGUAUGAAGAAUAUAAAUUCUUAACAUUUAACUAUUUGAAUUCAAAUUUAAGUCAUACAACAAACCUUACUGACAUCUUUUAACAGUUUGACAUUUUAUUUAGGAGUGUUAACAUUUUCCUUGUUACCAUUUAGUCUUUAGGCCUUUAGGCCAUGCUAUCCCAAAAUACAGUGACCCUGAGAGCGUAAAUGACCUACAACCUAAGACAACACUGGCAAGCACAAAAAUGCUGCAAAAAGCCAAAACAAAACACAGAAGUUGAAUAAAACAUGAAGGAAGUGAAUAAAACUCAACAGAUAUUAAAGUAGAAAAAAACAAAAUCUCACAACAUAAGUGUUUUUUGGGAGACAAUAAUUUGUGAAAGUGACAGAAACCUAAACAUGAAGGAUUGCACUGAGACUCGUUUAAAAGAAGCGGAAAAUUUAUUUGUGUUGUGAGGGAGAAAAGUUGGAAGGUAAUGUGUUUUAAUCGCAUGCUUCAUACGGUACUAUAAAUACAUGUUUGCUACUAGCCAUAGUAGCAUAAGUCAGGUUCAUUGUGCGCCGGUUAUUUUGUUGUAAAAUUUUGCAGUGAUCCUACGGCCACAGUACACGGUGCACAUGGUCAAUUGUGUGUGUGAAACAGCCAAAAUUAUGCUUCACAAUUAAUAUUUUUAUGCUAAUUAGCAUGUAAUGCAAUUACAGCUAAGCUAGUGAAUCUCAAUUUGGGCCUUCUCGUAUUAUUUUGCUUGCGAUGUUACUGACCCCAUUGAAAAAUGUUUCAGUGGUAAAUCUCUUCAGCAAACAAAAACUUAUUUCUGUUGUGAGGGAGAAAAUGAUCCAGGUAAUGUGUGUUUUAAUUGCAUGAUUCAUGUAAUACUGUAGCGACAUGUUUGCUAUUAGCUGUUGACUGUUAGCUUGGCACUUUUGCAGCUAUUCUGUCACUUUAAUGUCUUCCAAAAAACAGUAUUUUGUGAGGGUAUUUUUUGUUGUUGUUUUGGUAAGCUUU
Pundamilia nyererei is the source of this 2733-nucleotide messenger RNA. It is a transcript of the gene popdc2, whose product is annotated as popeye domain cAMP effector 2. The transcript has 4 exons. Gene Ontology annotation, molecular function: cAMP binding. Gene Ontology annotation, biological process: skeletal muscle tissue development; regulation of membrane potential; striated muscle cell differentiation. The record is from RefSeq and is a predicted model, not a curated record. The coding region runs from base 555 to 1679 and encodes 374 amino acids. Gene Ontology annotation, cellular component: sarcolemma. NCBI's taxonomy places the organism in Eukaryota, Metazoa, Chordata, Actinopteri, Cichliformes, Cichlidae.